AUGUUCGAGCUACCACCAGAACUCGUCCUUGCUAUUGGCACGCUCCUCGAUAAUCGAUCCCUCGUCGCCUGCCUUCGAGUCUCUCAAGACUGGCAUUGCGCCUUCCUCCCACUUGUCUGGGGUACAAUCUCCAAGAAAAGCUGGACCCACUACUCAUUUCCACUCACCACUUGGACCCCACUCUCCAGCAACCUGCCUCGCACCCACCCCAGGGCGCACUCCCAAGCUAGAGUCCAUCGCUACCUCCAACAUGUGCAGUCGUUGACUUGGCACAACAACAACGCGCUCUUGAGGGAUAAGGUCAUUACCUGCCCUCCGUCACAGAUGCACUUGAGGCAGCUCAGCAUUGUCCUCCAGCGGACGCCCAACCUGACGAGCUUAUCCUUGGCUAUGGCAACUCAUGGAAUCGAGGGCUAUAUUAUUUCGUCGAUCCUCCAUUUACUUCAGCAGUUGGAGCAUCUUGUAACCCUUGAGGUCGAUAUACCACGUCAAGGUUCAGUGACUCCCAUUGAACAACAUUUCCCUUUGUUCGCCAAGUUGGAGGAGCUCAAGAUUCCAGGAGAUUGGUACAGUGGAGAAACGAUCAGGACAUUGGAAACUGCUGCUGCUGUCACGACUGAGAACACCACACUCUGGAAACUGAGGAGACUGGAGAUCGACAGAAUCGACAUUUCUUUUUUUCGGCAGUGCCCACAGCUUGAGCAUGUGACACUUAGCAACCCCACUUGGAGGUGCAUGGUACUCGAGGACUCGGCGGUCAAGGAAGUGAUUGUUGGGCAGCUUCAGAGGCUUUUGGGAUUGAAAUCCAUGGUUGUUUAUAUGUCCUUUGGGCGGAGGAAGCAUAUGCCCAAGAUUAUGAAGGUUGAGGGGAAUGAGAUGAUGUGGACUCAUGAGGCUCUUUUUCCUGGGGAUAGUGCUGUAGGGCAGGAUGUUUUCAGUCUCCGAGACGUGUUUGGGUUGUAUGAAGGAUGA
This is a messenger RNA of Linnemannia hyalina, 972 nucleotides long. NCBI's taxonomy places the organism in Eukaryota, Fungi, Mortierellomycota, Mortierellomycetes, Mortierellales, Mortierellaceae. The record is from the annotation of a GenBank genome assembly.